GUCGACCGACACACACCGUUCGGCGAAGUACAGAAGACAUACGGCAGGACGAUCUCGUUCAUUCAAUAUGGCAUCAUCAGUGAAGGCAGUUCAGACGUUUGGCAAGAAAAAGACCGCCACUGCGGUUGCGCACGCUAAGGAGGGACGUGGUCUGAUCCACCUUCACGGCUCUCCUAUCUCCCUUAUCGAGCCCGAGAUUCUCCGCAUGAAGGUGUACGAACCCAUCCUGGUGGCAGGCGAGGAGGCGUUCGCAAACAUCGACAUCCGUCUGCGUGUCAGGGGUGGAGGACACAUUUCGCAAGUUUACGCUAUCCGUCAGGCGAUCGCGAAGGCGCUUGUUGCGUACUACGCGAAAUAUGUCGACGCGUACAGUGCGAUGGAGCUGAAGAAAAAGCUCGUCGCCUACGACAGGACUCUUUUGAUCGCGGACCCGCGCAGGAUGGAACCGAAGAAGUUCGGUGGUGGCGGUGCGCGCGCACGCAGGCAGAAAUCCUACCGGUGAACCGCGUAUCAAUCCUCGGUUUGCUUUGUGUUGUCAUGUCCCUCCAUCCUCUCUCUCCUUCGCGCCACAGUGUAUGCAGUAUCUAUGGCAGCUUCCAAUGCAGCGCUCAUCAUGUCGGAUACCAUUGUGUUGUGUUGCAUAAGUUGUCGAGGGUCCAAUAGGCGUUCUUCAACUAGCCAGACCUGAUCGUUAUUUGUUCCCAAGAAGGCUCAAAUUUUGACGGCCACUGUGAUCUUGCAGUGUAUGGCGCGAGCGUUAAUCUGUUCCUUCCUCAG
This is a messenger RNA of Laetiporus sulphureus 93-53, 777 nucleotides long. Its product is annotated as ribosomal protein S9. Gene Ontology annotation, molecular function: RNA binding; structural constituent of ribosome. NCBI's taxonomy places the organism in Eukaryota, Fungi, Basidiomycota, Agaricomycetes, Polyporales, Laetiporaceae. Gene Ontology annotation, cellular component: ribosome; cytosolic small ribosomal subunit. The coding region runs from base 68 to 502 and encodes 144 amino acids. Gene Ontology annotation, biological process: maturation of SSU-rRNA from tricistronic rRNA transcript (SSU-rRNA, 5.8S rRNA, LSU-rRNA); translation. The record is from RefSeq and is a predicted model, not a curated record. The transcript has 4 exons.